AUGUCAGCUCGACGACCAUCUCUCGAGAAAAUCAUGGCCAACAAGAGGUCGUCCGUGACUGAUGCAAUGGACACAACAUCGCAGACAGAACCUUUGGCAAUCAAGAGAAAAUCCGUUGCGGCAGCCCAACCUCUGAUUCAAGUAGAAACUUUCUUGUCUCGCAAAGCAUACCCUCUUGGCACUACCUUGGUUGGGACUGUCUUGGUACGACAUCCACCUAGUAAGGAAGACAGCAAACCACCUCCACCUCUUCGCAAAACACUCAAAUCGAUUGUGGUCUAUGCAGCUGGAUUUUGUCGUAUUGAUCCAAGAUGGCACAAUGCGACUGAAUAUGCGCGCAUAUAUGGUAGUGUUCAUCCUUUCAUUCAGCAAGUGGAUUUCGAUGCCAAGCUGCUCUCGCACGGUGCCGGAACGGAUACUGUGUGCUUUUGGGCUACCAAUGGCCUAGAACUCAUGACAUUACCCGAACGAAAAAUCGGAAAGCUAGAAAGCAAGGACACUGACGAUGGGGAACGUCUCGCGUUCACCUACCGAAUAGAAUUGCCGAUGGACUUGCCUCAUUCGAUCAAUGCAACAACGUGCAAAUAUUAUUAUAUGAUGAACAUUCUCAUAAAAACGCAGUCCAAACAGAAGGUGAUUCAUUCACCCUUUGUUGUUCUGACCAAUCCGCUAAAGCCACCUGGUCUUCCACGAUCCAAGCAAGACCGUAACUCUCGUGCAAUUAUCUCUGGACGUGUCAAAUUCGGACAGUGCCGCGGCAUGGCUCACUCUAUUGGUCUGCCCGUUCAUCUCUCCGCUACAGAAAUUCACCGACCCAGGGGCCAAGUGAUGGUACACCAAGAACCGCGACGGCCAGAUGUCCAAACACUUCCGAUUAAAAGUCCAUCAGGAAAGCAAGUCUGCGUCUUGACCUUUAUUGGAGCCACCAAGAUUACCCCUGGAUCCAUGUUGCAAAUAGAAUGGGAUUUUCCUCGGGAGUUAACGCCCGAGGAUGCACCUUGCUUCCAAGUCAGUGCUUGUCUCAUGGGGGAGGAAUCGGCUGUCUACGAAGAUGGGAAAACCAAACGGACUCAAACUCACAUUUUUGAUACGUGUCAUGAGUUCAUUGAUCCUGGAAUAACACAACGAGUUUCCAAAUAUCUUUUGCUAAGUGUUGAUUCACCCUGCAACUUAGUCACUGAUGUCAUGGAGCUGACCAUCAAGUGUCAGGUAGACAUUACGAUCCAAGAAGGCAAAAACGGGAAAUACAACAAUCUGAAGGUUGAACUGCCAUGCCAUGUUCUGCAUCAAUUAGAAAAGGAUUCCGAUCAAGCAGAGUUGGAGGACACCCAAGUAACUCCUCUCUCGGUCUUGAUGGGAUUGAAGCCAGAUCCGGAAUUUCCUACUGAAGAUAUUGUGCGAGAUCUGAAGGUUGUGUCCCUUGAAAUGGAAAAACGAUUAAGAAGAGCUACAAAAUAA
Messenger RNA from Cylindrotheca closterium, 1458 nucleotides. The record is from the annotation of a GenBank genome assembly. NCBI's taxonomy places the organism in Eukaryota, Bacillariophyta, Bacillariophyceae, Bacillariales, Bacillariaceae.